Dipodomys spectabilis (banner-tailed kangaroo rat) is the source of this 3758-nucleotide messenger RNA. RefSeq names its product natural killer cell triggering receptor (gene Nktr). Gene Ontology annotation, cellular component: nucleus. The record is from RefSeq and is a predicted model, not a curated record. The transcript is spliced from 17 exons. Lineage: Eukaryota; Metazoa; Chordata; Mammalia; Rodentia; Heteromyidae. Gene Ontology annotation, molecular function: peptidyl-prolyl cis-trans isomerase activity. Gene Ontology annotation, biological process: protein peptidyl-prolyl isomerization; protein folding. Bases 135 to 3758 code for a protein of 1207 amino acids.
AGGAGGAGCCGGCGCGGGUGGAGGGAGCGGCGGCGGCGGCGUUCCGUUACCGACGUUGGCUUCGCUCGGCGGUGGCCAGGCUUUGCUGGGGGAAAGGGGAGGUCAGCCAGCUGGUGCUGCCAACCUCGGUCGCCAUGGGGGCGCAGGACCGACCCCAGUGUCACUUCGACAUCGAGAUCAACCGGGAGCCGGUUGGUCGCAUUAUGUUUCAGCUCUUCUCAGACAUAUGUCCAAAAACAUGCAAAAAUUUCCUCUGCCUAUGUUCAGGGGAGAAGGGCCGUGGGAAAACCACUGGAAAGAAGUUAUGUUAUAAAGGCUCCACAUUCCACCGAGUGGUUAAAAACUUUAUGAUUCAGGGUGGGGACUUCAGCGAAGGUAAUGGCAAAGGUGGUGAAUCCAUUUAUGGUGGCUAUUUUAAAGAUGAAAACUUUAUUCUCAAACACGAUAGAGCGUUCCUUUUGUCAAUGGCAAACCGCGGGAAGCACACCAAUGGCUCCCAGUUUUUCAUUACUACAAAACCCGCUCCACACCUGGAUGGGGUCCACGUGGUGUUCGGCCUGGUGAUCUCCGGCUUCGAGGUCAUCGAACAGAUUGAAAACCUGAAAACAGACGCCGCAAGUCGCCCUUACGCAGAUGUGCGCGUUAUCGACUGCGGGGUGCUGGCUACCAAGUCCGCGAAAGAUGCUAUUGAGAAAAAAAAGAAGAAAGCAACACCUUCAGAAGACUCAGCGUCUUCUUCCAGUUCCUCUUCCUCUUCCUCGUCCUCCUCAGACAGCGAAAUCGAACGGGGACGGAGCAGAAGACGGAAGCGGAAGAGGAGGCCAAAGGUCAAACAUUCAAAAAAGCGACGGAAGGAAGCCAGUAGCUCAGAGGAGCCGAGGAACAAACACACGCUGAGCCCGAAGGGUCACUCUGAGCGAAGCGAUGCCAAUGAGAAAAGGUCCGUGGAGUCCAGUGCCAAGAGGGAAAAGCCUGUGGUCCGCCCGGAGGAGAUCCCGCCAGUGCCAGAGAACCGAUUCUUGCUCCGAAGGGACAUGCCCGUGGCGGCUGCAGAGCCCGAGCCGAAGAUUCCCGAUGCGCCUCCCGCGGCCGGCGAGCCCAAGCCGUCCCUGUCCAAGUCCGGGCGGAAGAUCCGAGGGCGGGGUACCAUUCGCUACCACACGCCGCCGCCCGCCCGCUCCCCCGAGUCGGAGGCCGCCGACAGCAGCGAGACGCCGCCGCACUGGAAGCAGGAGAUGCAGCGGCUGCGCGCCUACCGCGCCCCGAGCGGGGAGAGGUGGAGCAAGGGCGACAAGCUCCGGGACCCGGGCUCCAGCCGCUGGGACGAGCGCAGCGCCUCCCCGCGCUCCGGCUCGCGGUCGCACGCCGGUGGCCGCUCGGAGCCGGGCGCGGGGCGGCGCGGGCGGCGCGCGCGGGAGCGGAAGGCCAAGCGCCGCAAGAAGGCCCGCAAGCAGAAGCGCGGCCGCCGCCACCGGCCGCCAGAGCCCCCCGAGCCGGCGCGCGCGCGCUCCCGCCGGGCCGCCUCCGCCGCCUCGGCCUCCUCGGCCUGGACCCGCUCCGGCUCCCGCUCCCGCUCCGGCUCCCGCUCCGGCGGGCGCGCGCCCGGCUCCUCGGCCCCCUCCAGCCGCGCCUCGCCGCGCCCGGGAUCCCGCUCCGGACCCCGCUCCCGCUCCCGCUCGGCGUCCCGGUCCCGGGCCAGCUCCCGCUCCCGCUCCGCAUCCGCCUCGGUCUCGCGCUCGCCCAGCCCGGCCCGGCCCCGCUCCCGAUCCCCGCCGCGGGCGCCCGCCGAGCCCGCGCCGGCCAGGGCCGCGCCGCCCGCGCCCGCGCCCGCCGAGCCGGUGGCCGUGAUCCCGCUGAGCGACAGCCCGCCGCCCUCGCGCUGGAAGCCCGGCCAGAAGCCCUGGAAGCCGUCCUACGAGCGCCUGCAGGAGCUGCGAGCGCGCGCCGCACGCCCCGCGCCCGGCCCCGCGCGCCCCGCGCCGCCGCGCCCCGCGCGCGCCCGGCCCCGCCGCCGCGCCAGCGUCGCCUCCCGCUCCUCCCGGAGCGCGUCCUCGUCCGGCCGCUCGUCCUCACGCUCCCGGUCCCGCUCCCCGUCCCGCUCCCGAUCCCGCUCCAGGUCCCGAUCCCGCUCCCCGUCCCGCUCUCUGUCUCCAUCCCGCUCCCGCUCCCGCACUCGCAGCGGCUCCAGCCGGGCGUCGUCUUCAUCGUCCUCGUGUGCGGGGCGGCGAGGCGCCCGCGGCCAGGCGCUCGGCGGCGCCUCGGGGCUGCGGCCGUCCCGCUCGUCGUCCGCCCGCUCCUCCGCCAGCGCCGGCGACGCGGCCCGCGGCCCCCGGGAGCGCCCGCGCCCCGCCCAGCCGCCCGCGGAGGACGGCGGCCGCGCCGCGAGGAGAGGCCGCGCCGAGGGCGGCCGGGGCCCCGCGCCCAGCCCCGCGCCGCGGCCCCGCGCCGCCUCCGACAAGGAGGAGGGUGAGGCCUCCUCUGACUCGGAGCCCGACGCCCGCGCCCGGCCCGCCGCGCGCCGCCCCGGCCCCGACGGCUCCCCCGCCGCCCCCGAGCCCGGCCGCGGCCGCACCCCGAGCCGCCGCCGCGCGCCCCGGGCCCCCGAGCGCGGCCCGAAGCCCAGGCCCGCGGGCGCCGAGCGCAGGACGCCCGCCUUCCGCUGGCAGCCGCCGCUCGAGUUCGGCGACGACGACGACGGGGACGCGGACGCCGGGGCCGAGGCCGCCCGGGAGCCGCGCCCGCCGCCCCAGGACCCCGCCCCGGGCCCCCGCCAGCCAACGCCCGGCCCCGCGCCGCCCCCCGCCGACGGGGAGAGGCCCGCGCCGCCCGCGGACGACAGCAUGGAGGUGUGCACGCCCGAGGGCAGCCCCGCGCACGCGCCCCGGCCGCCGCCCGCGCAGCCCCGCCACGCCGCGGGCGACGCGGCCAGCGCGGGCGCCCCGGAGCCCGGCCCCGCCGCCCCGCACGCCAGCCCCGGCGCCGAGCCCGCGGCCGCCGGGAGCCCCGCGUGCGCCCCCGACGCCAAGUGGAAGCCCCUGCGCGGCGCGGGCGACCCGGGCCCCGCAGCCCCCGCCGCCGCCGAGGCCCCCGCGGACGGGAGGCCGCCGCCCGCCGCGCCCGAGCCCCGGCCGCCCGGCCUGCGCAUCGAGAUCAAGAGCCAGAGCCGCGUGCGGCCCGGCUCGCUCUUCGACGAGGUCCGCAAGACGGCGCGCCUGAACCGGCGCCCGCGCGCGCGCCGCUCCCGCUCCCGCAGCCAGAGCCACGCGCGCAGCCCCGCGCGCGCCCGCAGCGCCAGCCGCUCCCGCAGCCCCGCGCCCGCCAAGGCCCGCAGCACGCGCUCCGCCUCCUACAGCCACAGCCGCGGCUCCCGCAGCCCGUCCCGCAGGUCCCGGAGCUCCACCUCCUCCUACCGGUCAAGGAGCUACUCUAGAAGCCGGAGCCGGGGCCGCUACGGCAGAGGUCGAACCCGCAGCCGGAGCAGUUCCUACUGCAGUUACAAGAGUCACAGGAGGUCCAGCAGGAGCCGAUCCGCCAGCAGCUCAUCCGGUGCCCGCAGCCGCUCCAGGUCCUACUCUGACGACAGCUCCUACAGCCGCAGCCGCAGCCGCAGCCGCCGCCGCCGCCGCCGGGGCAGCGGCCGCCGCCGGAGCAGGGACUACCGGCGGUCCAGGAGUCGCCGGUCCUUCGGCUCAGACAGCAGAAGCGAGCGCAGCUACUCGCAUCGCCGCAGCGCCAGCGCGAGCAGCCGCUACAGCUGA